AUGUGGAUCCCGCUUCGGGUCAUCCCGUUCCUUCUCCUUGGUUUUUUGCUGUCUCUCCUUCUCUUCUCUCCCUUCCCUCUGCCCUGCUUUGCGUUCCACAUUUCGCCGUCGCCCCGGAUCUCGCCCUCCCACCUCGGUUCGUCCGCUGCCUUCGCGGCCCCGCAGCGGGCCUGGCGGGACUGGUUUCCUCUCUUUGUUUCUUCGUCUCCUGCGUCCUUCGUUUCUGCGUCUUCUUCUUGGCUGUCGUUGUCCACGCGCGGCCUCUUCCCUGCUCCUUCUUCUCUCCGCCAUCGCAGCCAGCCGUCGGCACCGUUUCGCCCCUGGGUUCCUUCUCGCUGCGCUCUUUCGUCUUCUUCUCUCUCUCCGUCGAUCGCUUCCUCGCCUCCUCCAAGUGAUACUCCUCACUCUGGAUGCGGCGCGCCUGCAGCACUGCCUUCGCGUGGAGAGUCAGCUUCCUCUCGGCUCGCAGGCCCUGUGCCGGCCUUCGCGUCGGCGUCUUCUUUCUCGCUGCAUAGUUCCGCCCGCGGCGCAUCGCUUCCGCCCCGCUCGCUCUUCUCCUCGGCGCUGUGGAGUGCGCGGCGGACAGGCGUCGCGGUGCCCCCACAGAUCGCGGCUUUCGGGCGGACCUUUGUCUACGCCUUCCUGAAGCCGCUGCGGAAAGACAAAGCUGCCGCGAUCGCCGAGGCUGCGGAGGCCUCGGAGGCUGCAGAGGCCGCGCAGCUGUCCGAGCCAGUGCGCGGCGAGAGCUAUUUCCAAGACUUUGACGAGGUCUACGAUGCGAGCGAAGAGCUCCGGCGCCUGAACGAGCUCCACAAGUUCUACGCCGUCUACACCUACCCCGAGACCUACUCGUUCGAAGCCGACGCGAGUCCACUCGAAGCAGACAGCGCGCCCGCCGAGAACGCGAGAGAAACAGAAGAUGCGGGCGAAGGGGAGCGGGAGAUAGGCGAGGGCGAGGAGGGGGUGGAGAAGGCGCGGGAGGGGGCGUCUCGGGGGUCGUCGCGCCUUGAGCCGCCGCCUCGGCCGCUUCCGCUGCCGCGUCGACUGCGUCUGCCGCUCUCACGUCUGCCGAGCAAGGCGCUGUCGCUGUUUCCCUCGCCGAAACCUGCGGCGUCGUCGCCAUUUGUGCCUUCUCUGGCGUCCGCGGGGUUAACUGCGCCGGGCGCCGCACCGCUGCCGGCGCCGGCGUUCCCCUCGCAUGCGCUCCCGCCCAACGUCUCCGCGUGGGGCGGCUUUCCGCUGCCGGCGUCGGUCUCGCGCGAUUCUGCGCGGCGCUUCCUCGCGCCGUCGCUCCUCGGCGACUGGAUGGUUGAGCAGACUUUGGGGCGGCAGCGCGCGGGACUGCUGAGCACGUUCGCGUUCGACUCGGAGGCGAAUCCUGCGAAGCCCUCAGGGGGCGUCGGCGUCCGUACUGAGGACUUGCGCGGCGUCUCCGUCGCCGGCACGCUCGCCGCCGCCGCGGAGGCCGCGCCCGCCCAGGCCGGGCUGAGCGACCCCGAGGCGGAGGCGCGCGCAGUUGCCGCGCGGAACUGCGACGUCGCAGAAAGCCUCCUCGAGGGUCGCGCAGAGAGCGACGCUCCAACUGCGGCGUCAGAAGACGAGCUGCAGAUCGAGAGAAGAAACGCGCGCGACAGGGGCAAUUCCCAGCGCGAGGCGGACGAGGAAGGGGGGGCAAGGCUGCGGUUUGCGAGUGCGCUGGCGAGUGCAGCCUCCGGUGACGCGCGGAGGGCGGAGGCUUCGCGCAGGGAGAGACCCGGGGAGGGCUUCGAGCCCUACGUCUCGCUCCUCGACGAGUCUGCGCGCGGAGGCGGCAUCGCGAUGGAGAUGUGGCUGCCUGGCGUCGCGGCGCGCGACAUCAUCAUCGAGCUGCGCCUCGUCGGGCGCGAGGAAGACGGCGAGGACGGUGGGAGGCUGCAGACGGCGGCGGAGGGCAAGGCGACGCAGAGCCCCGAGAAUAACACGAGAGAGGCGUGGUCGCUGGACGAGGAGUUUGUGUUUCGAGAAAACAUUGAGCACGUGGAAGACCGCAUGUUCACUAAAGAGAGGAAACGGUGGCCGCUGACUAUUCUCCCCAUGCUCGUCGUGAACGCCCCCAAGAGCCGGAGAGUCCUCCGCUGGGAGAUGGAGACUUUCAAGACCAGACAGAAACACGGGCGAAUGGCGGACUACGAGAGGAUUCAACGCGCGUAUCGCCUCAGAUGGCCUGCAGACAUCCGCAGAGCGGAGGCUCGACUCGACAGCGGCAGGCUGAUGGUCGUGGUGCCCCCCCUCGAGGACCUCUCGAGCUUCGACGCCGAAGCCGACGCGGACGCGCUGCCGAUGCGUAUCCCUGUUCAACAGAAGCCGCUCCCGUGGACCGGGCUGAAGGGCUUUCGCGUUUACCAUUCGCGGCGCGACUGGAUUUUCAAUUUCCACAAAUUCUCGCAGUACGCCAAGGGCGUGGAUCUCUUCACGUUUGACUUUAAGAAAGAAAAGGUGCCGAUUCGAGAGCCCGACAGACAGGAGGAACAGGAGGCGAAACGCAUGGCUGAAGUCAUCUCAAAAAAAAACUGGAGACUCUGGCGCGGAGAAAAACUCUGA
Besnoitia besnoiti is the source of this 2580-nucleotide messenger RNA. RefSeq lists its product as uncharacterized. Lineage: Eukaryota; Apicomplexa; Conoidasida; Eucoccidiorida; Sarcocystidae. Bases 1 to 2580 code for a protein of 859 amino acids. The transcript has 4 exons. The record is from RefSeq and is a predicted model, not a curated record.